Ylistrum balloti is the source of this 1005-nucleotide messenger RNA. Its product is annotated as nucleoside diphosphate-linked moiety X motif 17-like. Lineage: Eukaryota; Metazoa; Mollusca; Bivalvia; Pectinida; Pectinidae. Gene Ontology annotation, molecular function: NADH pyrophosphatase activity. Gene Ontology annotation, biological process: NAD+ catabolic process; NADP+ catabolic process. Gene Ontology annotation, cellular component: cytosol. Bases 1 to 921 code for a protein of 306 amino acids. The record is from RefSeq and is a predicted model, not a curated record. The transcript has 7 exons.
AUGGCAGCUAGUGGUAGAAUUUUGGUUUACCUGAAGCGAAAGGGUCAUGACAAGACACCCACGAUUGCCAAGUUCACGCAAAGUGUAUUGGACUACUUGGUUGAAGACAAGAGUAUCAACCAGUCUGAGGUGUAUGCAGAAUUAAUUGACAACCAUCUCGUUGUAACAGAUGACGAAUCAGAAUCAAAACACAACUCCAUCAAACUCAGAAGACCACAUUUUUGUCCUAUACACAAUCUCCAGAAAAGUCAUUUGGAAGCCAUACCAGAGGACAUUUUAAAUAGAGGUAUAGAUGUCGGUGCAGGUGUGAUUCUUGAAUCAGCUGACAACAAAAUCCUCUUAACUCGCCGCUCAAAGAGACUCCGUACAUUUCCUGGAAUAUGGGUUCCACCUGGUGGACAUUUAGAAAAAGAUGAAACUUUAAUUGAAGCAGGGUUGCGAGAACUGCAUGAAGAGACUGGGUUGAAAAUAUUGCCUGACCAAUGUGUAGGUGGCAAUGUACAGAUGUUGACCUUAUGGGAGUCUGUUUUCCCGCCAAAACUGACCCUUGGACUGCCAAAACGACACCAUGUUGUGGUUUAUCUGUAUGGGAAACUGAACUCAGACCUCACUUCCGAUGUUCUUUCAGAGAGGAUAAGACUACAGCCAGAGGAAGCUGAAGCAUGUGUAUGGCUCGACCGGAAAAUCAUACAGGGUAUUGUGGCAUGCAAGGAAGAAGAAAAGUCUCAACUUCACUUCAAGGACUUAAAUUUACCAGAAGUGGUUAAGGGUAUUACCAUAAGAGAUGAAGAUAAAAAACAGUUGAUCAGUGACAUUCCACUCCAGCCUUUAUUCAACACAUCCAGUGAUACAACUGAUGGAGAACGUGUCAGCACAGGAACCAAAUUUGCCCUGGGGGAGUGGCUAAUUAAAACCUCAUGACAAUCACUUAUGUGAUGUUUGUUACAUGCAAUUUCAUUGGUUUAGAUAUUAAAAUUAUUUGUCAAUAAAGAUCAGAAAUUUGAA